Messenger RNA from Oenanthe melanoleuca, 761 nucleotides. It is a transcript of the gene TNNC1, whose product is annotated as troponin C1, slow skeletal and cardiac type. The transcript has 6 exons. Gene Ontology annotation, molecular function: calcium ion binding. The record is from RefSeq and is a predicted model, not a curated record. Bases 134 to 619 code for a protein of 161 amino acids. NCBI's taxonomy places the organism in Eukaryota, Metazoa, Chordata, Aves, Passeriformes, Muscicapidae. Gene Ontology annotation, cellular component: myosin II complex.
GGCCGUGCCCCCACGGCAGGCACGGAGCCCGCAUUCCUGGGAGGCCGGGCAUGCGGGGCGCCGUGGGCCGGCCCAGCCCGGCCAGCAGCCCCUAUAUGAGCCCGGCCCGGGCAGCGCAGCCGCCGGCACAGCCAUGGACGACAUCUACAAGGCAGCGGUUGAGCAGCUGACAGAAGAGCAGAAAAAUGAGUUCAAGGCUGCCUUUGACAUCUUCGUGCUGGGGGCAGAGGAUGGAUGCAUCAGCACCAAGGAGCUGGGGAAGGUGAUGAGGAUGCUGGGGCAGAACCCCACCCCUGAGGAGCUGCAGGAGAUGAUAGAUGAGGUGGAUGAAGAUGGCAGUGGCACUGUGGACUUUGAUGAGUUCCUGGUUAUGAUGGUGCGGUGUAUGAAAGACGACAGCAAAGGAAAAACCGAAGAGGAGCUCUCAGACCUGUUCAGGAUGUUUGAUAAGAAUGCUGAUGGCUACAUCGACCUGGAGGAGCUGAAGAUCAUGCUGCAGGCCACAGGAGAGACCAUCACUGAGGAUGACAUAGAGGAGCUGAUGAGAGAUGGGGAUAAAAACAACGAUGGCAGGAUUGACUAUGAUGAGUUCCUGGAGUUUAUGAAGGGGGUUGAAUAAAUCUGAGGCCAGAUGGACAGCUUGAAUCUCCUAAACCCUCCAGCUCUGCAUCUCAUCUCCUUGACUAAGUCCCCUGGCUACCAGCAUGAAGACUGAGUGCUGAGAAGGGUGGCCAGGGGGAAAUAAAACCUGUUAAUACCCA